This is a messenger RNA of Sorex fumeus (smoky shrew), 747 nucleotides long. Its product is annotated as zinc finger protein 675-like. The annotation marks the transcript as partial. The record is from RefSeq and is a predicted model, not a curated record. NCBI's taxonomy places the organism in Eukaryota, Metazoa, Chordata, Mammalia, Eulipotyphla, Soricidae. The transcript has a single exon.
CAUAGGAGAAUUCACACUGGAGUGAAACCAUAUAAAUGUAAGGAGUGUGGAAAGGCCUUUACUCAAUCCUCAAGCCUCAGUAAACAUAGGAGAAUUCACACUGGAGAGAAACCGCAUAUAUGUAAUGAAUGUGGGAAGGCCUUUGUUACAGCCUCAAAACUUACUGUACAUAGGAGAAUUCACACUGGAGAGAAACCGUAUAUAUGUAAGGAAUGUGGAAAGACCUUUGCUAGAUCCUCAAAACUUACUAUACAUAGAAGAAUUCACACUGGAGAAAAACCAUAUAUAUGUAAGGAAUGUGGGAAGGCCUUUAUUGAAACCUCAAGCCUUAGUGUACAUAGGAGAAUUCACACUGGAGAGAAACCGUAUAUAUGUAAGGAAUGUGGGAAGGCCUUUGCUGUAGCCUCAAGGCUUAGUGCACAUAGGAAAAUUCACACUGGAGUGAAACCAUAUAUAUGUAAGGAAUGUGGCAAGGCCUUUUCUGAUGCCUCAGUACUUAGAGUACAUAGGAGAAUUCACACUGGACAGAAGCCUUAUAUAUGCAUGGAGUGUGAAAAGACCUUUAUUACAUCCUCACAAUUGACUGUACAUAGGAGAAUUCACACUGGAGAGAAACCGUAUAUAUGUAAGGAAUGUGGGAAGGCCUUUGCUACAGCCUCAAGACUUAGUAAACAUAGGAAUAUUCACACUGGAGAAGGACCAUAUAUAUGCAGUGUUAAAAGACCUUUACUACAUACUCACAAUUGA